Molecule: messenger RNA, 966 nt
Organism: Saccharomyces kudriavzevii IFO 1802
Lineage: Eukaryota; Fungi; Ascomycota; Saccharomycetes; Saccharomycetales; Saccharomycetaceae
Gene: LDS1
Product: Lds1p
Exons: 1
Coding region: 1-966 (321 amino acids)
Cellular component (GO): lipid droplet; ascospore wall; prospore membrane
Source: RefSeq, a predicted model, not a curated record
AUGAGUUUUACGGGUUCAUUGGCGUUGGCUGGUGUCGGCGGCUUGGUGUACAAGUUUGGCGGGGGCCAAUCGUACGUGAAGCUUCCUCACGUUAAUAUCCCUUUCAAUCAAUACCUGGACAAAGUGUACAAGGAACACUUCACCAAAGUUGUGAACCGUACCAGAAACGUGCUGAUGAACUUCUUCAAGGAUGCGUUCACGGGAGGGGCCUUCAUGUACCCGUUCAGAGGGUUUAUGGAGUUCAACGCAAAUAAGGGUAGUUACUCGACCGCUAUGCUAGGAAUAUUAUCUAGCUACUUGGUGAUGUUUGCUCUGGUGAGCUUUGUCUACUGGGCCACGAUUACACCAAUGUACACGGCGUUUUUAAUCGUGUUGGGUCCGGUUGGCCUUUUCAUCGCCAUCUUGCAUUCUUUUUUGCAAGCAAAUGUUUUCACUUUACUGUUCAUGAGGCUGAGCCACUUCAACAACCAUUUGGUUGAAGUUUGCUUAAAGAAGAAAGGCCUAGAGCAGGCUCUUGAAGGGGCGAAACCGAUCAAGUACUAUGUGCCUAUUAAUUCCGUGUAUUUCUGGGCUUAUUAUUUCCCCUUCAAGCUGAUUAAGUACAUUUUGGGGUCAGUGGUUCUUUCCGCUCUAUUAUUAUUAUCCUUUUUCCCACUGGCGGGGCCUAUUCUUUUCCAUAUUUUGAUCUCUCCCUUCAUUGCCCAAAUUUACUUCACAAAAGUUUUACGUUUACAGAAUUUCAGUAAUAUACAAAGACGCGAAAAUAUCUAUCUUCACGCUGGCCAGUAUGCCUCGUUUGGGUUUUCCGCAGGGUUGAUUGAGUCUGUACCAAUUUUAGCCGGAUUUGCCAUUUCUACAAAUACUAUUGGUAGUGUUUUAUUGAAUCUUGAUCAUCCGAUGAUUCCGGAAACAGAAACUGAGGUUGAAAUAUUACCCCAAGAGACCAAUGAACAAGUAAAUCAAUAA